This is a messenger RNA of Antechinus flavipes (yellow-footed antechinus), 6806 nucleotides long. RefSeq names its product tigger transposable element-derived protein 1-like. Gene Ontology annotation, molecular function: DNA binding. The record is from RefSeq and is a predicted model, not a curated record. Lineage: Eukaryota; Metazoa; Chordata; Mammalia; Dasyuromorphia; Dasyuridae. Gene Ontology annotation, cellular component: nucleus. The coding region runs from base 796 to 2394 and encodes 532 amino acids. The transcript is spliced from 2 exons.
GCCGGGCUGCGCCAACCGCAGAGUGCGGGGCUGGCCUCCGCUCCCGGUUCCCUUCGCUGCCCAGUUCCGGGCCUCGGAUGGCCACGGCCCGCGGAUAACCCGCAAACACCAGGCGAGUAGACUAGGCUGGGGCGUGGGCAGAAACUUCGAAGCCACACGCGCAAGACGGGUUAUUUCGGCUGCAGGGGGUGGAGGAGGGUAAGGUAGAAAACAAGGGUAGUGACGUCAUUCGGGCUUCUUUCCCCUGCCUCCUCCCCAGCUCUUCGCACCGAAUCGUCGCCAGUACGGCAAACUAGAAAGCGCGAACAGGUUUGGGCGCAUGCGCUCCGUAAAGCCGCAUGACAACUGACGCUGGGCUUUCUGGGACAAGUAGUCUACAGGAUCGUCCAAGGAGGCGACUGCUCUCCGCCUACAUAUCUCAGAAGUCUGAGGGCGGCGGGGGAAGGUCCGCGUCUGGUCUUCACCCAGGGGGAUGGCGCUUUUGUUCCCUGUAGCCCCCCCUACUUAUUAUAGGGGUGCCCAAAUUCGCAGAGAGACGCCAUUUUCCAAUGGAGUGAUGUAACACACUAGAGCGGCAAUUCUGCCUCGCGCCGGCGUCUCCACGGCAACCCCCCGCCCUCGCCUUCAGUUGGGAGGGUCACCAUAGCGAAAUGGAGAAAUGAGGGGUCGCGGUUGCAUGUGCGCAUGCGCUGCCGAGCCCAGAGGCCCGCUCUGGAGUCCGCAGAGAAGGUGAAGGCGGCGAGGCCCCGGAAUCAGUGAGAAGAGGAAGGAGUGGAGGCUCUCCGGGCCAACGGAAUGGAGAAAGGACCUGGCCCCAAGGUGCCAGGGAAGAGACUGCUCAGGGGCCCCAAGAGAGACCGGAAAUCGAUCACCCUGCACGUCAAGCUGGAAGUGCUGAGGCGCUUUGAGGAGGGGGAAAAGCUCACGCAGAUCGCCAAGACCCUGGGGCUGGCCACCUCCACAGUGGCUUCUAUCCGGGUCAACCGAGAGAAGAUCAGAGCCAAUUCCCAGGCCGCCACGCCCCUCAGCGCCACCCAGCUGACCCGGUGCCGGGGCGUGGUGAUGGGCAACAUGGAGAGGCUGCUGAGCCUGUGGAUCGAGGACCAGAAGCAGCGGCAGCUGCCCAUCAACACCAUGCUCAUCCAGGAGAAAGCCAAGAGCCUGUUUGAGGCCCUGAAGCAGGAGCACGGGGAGAGCGCCCAGGCGGAGACCUUCGGAGCCAGCAACGGCUGGUUUGCCCGGUUCAAGGCUCGGCACAACGUGCUCCUGACCGACGAGCCCGCCGUGGCCGACACGGAAGCGGCGCGCAGGUACCCGGACACGCUGAGAAAGAUCAUCGCCGACGGCGGGUACACCCCGCAGCAGGUUUUCAACAUCGACGAGACGGGGCUCUUUUGGAAGCGCUUGCCCGAAAGGACGUUCAUGUCUCUGGAAGACCGAGCCGGGCCGGGCUUCAAGGCCUCCAAGGACCACCUGACCCUGCUCCUCGGAGGCAACGCCGCCGGGGACUGCAAGCUGAAGCCGCUGCUGGUGUACCCCUCGGAGAACCCGCGGGCCCUGAAGGGCUGCUCCAAGCCCAGCCUGCCCGUGAUCUGGAGGUCCAACCGCAAUGACUGGGUGACCAUGAGCAUCUUCCAGGAGUGGUUCACCAAUUUCUUCUGUCCCGCCGUGGAGAGGCACUGUGCCGAGAACCAGCUGCCCCACAAGGCCCUGCUGAUCCUGGACAGCGCCCCGUGCCAUCCGGCCCACCUGGACGACCUCUCCGCCAACAUCAGGGUGGAGUUUCUGCCCAAAAACACGUCGGCCUUGAUCCAGCCCAUGAACCAAGGGGUGAUCGCCACCUUCAAGGCCUUUUACCUGAAGAGGACGCUCUGCCAGCUGCUCCAGGAGACCGACGGGGACGAGAAGCCCAGCAUCCGGGAGUUCUGGCGCAGCUACAACAUCAUGACGGCCGUGGACAACAUCGCCGAGUCCUGGCAGGAGCUCAAGCCGGCGACCAUGAACGCCGUGUGGAGGAAGAUCUGGCCCGAGUGCGUGCACGCCUCCUCCGAGGCCGAGGCCCAGAUCCAGCAGAGCGUGGUCGCACUUGGCGGCCACGGUGCCUUCGGGGCGGCGGCGGAAGAUGAUGUGGUCCGCCUGCUCCGGUCUCACGAAGGAGACCCGUCGGGGGGGCGCCGAGAGGAGGAGCCGCUGGGCGCCCCCUCCCCAGGAACCCCCCCGGAGCUGACCACCAAGCAUUUGGCAGAAGCCCUCUCCCACUUCGACCGGGGACUGCAGAUCCUCGCCGAGAAUGACCCCAAUCGCGAGCGGAGCCUGAAGGUGCGUCGCGGGGUGAAUGGCGCAAUCAGCUGCUAUCGGGAGCUGUACAGGGAGAAAAAACGGGGCGCGAAGUAGAGGACUCUGCGAGUGCCUUCUCUCCCUUGGGGAUGGGCCAGACCUUCGGAUGGCCCGUCUCCAUCCUCAGGGGCCUCCUGGGGCCGGAGGUCCUGCCCGGCGUGCCCACGGAGAGCCUGGAGCCUCUGCCAUGCACGGAAGGAGAGAGCCGGCAUACAAAGCAGGUAAAUCAUCAGGAGGAGCCUCGGAAAGCGGCCCUCGAGGCCGGCUGUUAGCUGCGGAGACCAGUGCGCGGUAGGAAGCUGGGGGGCCUCGGGGGAGGGGGCGGGCCACAAUCCCCUGCACGGCUCCGGACUUGGCUGUUAAGAAAAUAAACCCAUGUUUGGUUGACAAAUCUGGCUCCUGAGAUCGGCCUGGCCAGCUGGCUGCCACGUAGCACGGCGGAGAAAAGCCGCAGGGGAUCUGAGGGCCCCCCGAGCAAGCAGCAGGCGAGGCCGCGGCGCAGGCCCUGGGGCGGCCUCUGGGCACACGGGGGCCCGGUCUGAUGGGAGGGAGAGCCGAGGGGGCGAAUCAUGGCGGCCGCCGCCAGGAGGAGGGUCGGCAAGGUCGGAGGAAAAUGUGGGAGAGGGGAAGGGAAGGCUUUGGGGAGGAGCUGGCGCCUGAGCUCAGGAAAGGAUGGCAGACAAAGGGUUGGGUUCCCAAGACGGGGUCCCACCGUGAGCAAGGGCUGUGGUCCAGCAGAGGGGGGGGGGGACAGUCCCUGCACUCUGCACCACUGACCGGCCUGAGAUGGGGCCCUGAGGGCGAGGAGAGCCAGUGGGAGCCGAAGGACUCCUUCCCUGUGAGGGCGGACUGCGGUGGCCGGGUCCGAGAUGAUUCUCCUUGUCUCCACAGGGAGGGAAGAGUCAGGGAGCCAGGAGGGGAGGCCGCCGCUUGUGAGGUCCCUGCAGCCUGAAGGUCCCUGAGGCCCUCUGACUUAUCUUUGGUUCCUCCAUACCAUAGUUUUCCUGUGUCUGGGGCCAAUGAAAAGAGAUAGGGACGAAGGGUAAAAAGCCAUCAGCUUGGUACUGACCAAGAAACAGGGUGAGGGAGCCCAGUCGACGGGCAGGAGAGCACGUGCGAACGGCCAUUCCCUCUGUGAUGGAGGAUGGAGGGAGGGCAAGAAGCCCCUGCCCCCCAGAGCCCAUCUCCCUCUCAGUCCCGAGUCCCCUUCGAUCUUCAUCGCUCCGGCCCCGACGUCUCCCAGGCUCCCUCCUUGGCUCCUCUUCCUCCUCCUCCUCCUCUACUGCUUAUUUCAGUGCCGUUGCUGCUCUGCCUCCGCAAUGGGGCUCUCGCCUGGAGUAGCCCCUUAAUUGGAGGAUGGAUGGGGAAAGGGAGAUGGUGGGAGAAAUACAGCCCAAGUCCCAUGACAGAGCCCUGACCAGGUUGACCUCUUGCCCCUCAGAAUCUCUAACUUGUUGCUCAGUUGUCACCCUUGGGUCUGACUCUGUUGACCCCAUUUGGGAUUUCUUGGCAGAGAUCCUGGAAUGUCCAGCUCAUUUUAAAAAUGAGGAAAUUGAGGCAGAGGGGCUUAAGUGACAGCUAGAAGGGCUUUGAACUCAGGAACAGAAGCCUCUGGCCCUGUGGCCCCGCCGCGCUGCCCAGAAAUCCAUGAUUCUUCUAGGUUAAAAUACAGACAGUCUCUGUUUCGGGGGUUGAAGCGCUGAGACAAAACCCAGGAGAGUGUGAGUCUCUGCCUCCCCAGUGCCCAGACAGCACACGCAGAAUUAAGUAGCAUCUCAUUCCAGUUUUUUUCAAUGAAUUGUUUUUAGAUAGCGAAAUUAAGCCUUCUCUCCUUCCUGUCCCCUCCCUCGGAAAUGAGAGUAAGAAAAUAAAAGCCCUGUGUGUACACACACAAGAAAGUCUGAGUCUGUCCUCUGAGCUCCGUAGUCGUCUGCAAUCUUAGGGGUCACUGAGCUGAUUACCGUGAGUUCCUAAAUUUUCCAAAGCCAUUUUGCCUUCAGUGCUCUCCCGGAUACGCUCACAUCCCUUGGUCUCUAUCCCUACAUGUCUUACCAGGUCUUCCUGAAACCCACUGAGUAUUCCUUCCAGUAUAAUGGUGUCCUGUCACAUUUCCCUACCACAACGUUUCUCACCAGUCCCCUCCAUCUCCAGUUCUUUGCCCCUACUGUCUCCAUAUUUGUUACAUCAUUAGGACUUAGCUUGGGACUGAGCCCUUCCUUAAAUUGCCCUCUCAUCUCCCCGCCUUCCUUCCUUUUGUUCUUUUUAGAUCAUCAAGACAUAACUCCUCAGAAGCCAUUUAUCUAAUUGGAUUCUCUAACCCUGAGGAUAAUUGAGUUCUGAGGGCUCACGUGGAUCUCCUCUCCAUUUUAGAUAGAAAGCUUCUGAUUGCACAAUCAUUUCUCUUGAUUCCUGUGUUUGUGCUUCACAGUUUCUAUACAUCUCUAUUCUUUUCUUCUGUCAUUCUUGGACCCGUUUUUUCCCCCAGUAGAAUCAGACUCAGCUUUUCUAUGAAUUAUUCUUCGUUUGUAAAUCAACAUUAUACGUCUCCUGGAUUAUUGGAUCCAAAUUUUUUACUCUUUAUAGUGAUGGCUGAUAAAUUACAUGUAGUCCUAAGUAUGGCUCCUUGACGUUUGAAUGCUUUCUUUCUGGCUUCUUGCAGUUUUUUUUUCCUUGACUUAGAAACUGGAUUUUGGCUGCAAUGUGCUUUGGAGUUUUCAUUUUGGAAUUUCUUCCAGGAGAUGAUAGGUAGAUUCUAUUUCCAUUUUGCCUUCUGUUUCCAAGAGAUCUGGACAAUUUUCUUUUAUGAUUUCUUGAAAUAUGAUGUCUAGCUUGUUUUUUUGGGUCAUGACUUUCAGGUAAUCUAAUAAAUCUUAGAUUUUUCCCCUCCUGAAUAUGUUUUCCAUGUCAGUCAUUUCUGCUAUAACAAAACUUACAUUUUUUUCCGGUUUUUUCAUCUUUGAUCUUUUUGAUAGUUCUUCCCAUCUCAUCUCUUAUUGUUAGUUUUUAGUUGACUCAUUGUAACUUUCAGGGAAUUUGAUGCUUGGGCAAGAUUUUGUCCUUUUUGUGCCAAACCAUUAAUUCCCUUUCUAGUUAUUUUUUUUUAUUAGCUCUCAUUUUUUUUUUCAAUUUUUUCCUUUCCUUUAGAACUCUCAUUUCAUUUAUAAAAAAUUUUAAAAUUCAUUUUUAAAAGCCUUGAUUUUUCUCUUCCAGUAAUUCUAGUUGAACUUGUGCCUAAGCUGUGUUUUUCUUUGAAUCUUUGCUAUAGAUGUUUUGGAGCUCCUCCUUUUGGGUUUGUGUCUUGAUCAUCCCAGUCACCAUAAUAGCUCUUUAUGGUGGGAUUCUUGGAGCUUUGUUUCUGACUUUGGACUUUGUUUAGGGCCAAGCUCCAUGCACUUCUGGUUGACUUAUAUGGUCUUGUUGCUGCUUGGGCUUGUUUGUCCUUUGUUUUUAAAGAGGAUCAAUAUGAACAGACAUUUUUCAGAUGAAGAAAUUGAAACCAUUUCUAAUCAUAUGAAAAGGUGCUCUAAAUCACUAUUGGUCAGAGAAAUGCAAAUUUAAGACAACUCUGAGAUACGCCUGUCAGACUGGCUCAGAUGACAGGAAAAGAUACUGAUGAAUGUUGGAGGGGAUGUGGGGAAACUGGGGAUGCAUUGUUGGUGGAACUGUGCAUGGAUCCAACUAUUCUGGAGAGCAGUUUGGAGCUAUGCUCAAAAAGUUAUCAAGCUGUGCAUACUCUUUGAUCUAGCAGAGUUUCUACUGGGCUUUUAUCCCAAAGAGAUCUUAAAGGAGGGAAAGGGACCUGUAUGUGCCAAAAUGUUUGUGGCAGCCCUCUUUGUAGUGGAUGCUCAUCAGCUGGCGAAUGGCUGAAUAAAUUAUGGUAUAUGAAUGUUAUGGAAUAUUAUUGUUCUGUUAGAAAGGGCCAGCAGGAUGAUUUCAGAGAGGCCUGGAGAGACUUAGAUGAACUGAUGCUGAGUGAAAUGAGCAGGACCAGGAGAUCACUAUACAUGGCAACAAGGUUAUAUGAUGAUCAAUUCUGAUGGCCGUGGUUCUUCAACAGUGAGACAAUUCAUACCAGUUCCACUUGUUCAGUGAUGAAGAGAGCCAUCUACACCCAGAAAAGAAGCCUGUGGGAACUGAGUGUGGAACACAACAUAGCAUUUUCACUCUUUCUGUUGUUGUUUGCUUGCAUUUUGCUUUCUCAUUUUUUUCCUUUUUUGUCUGAUUUUUCUUGUGCAGUGAGAUAAUUGUAUAUGUUUACAUAUAUUGGAUUUAACCUAUAAUUUUUUUAACAUGUUUAACAUAUAUUGGAUUACUUGCCAGCUAGAAGAGGGAGUAGGGGGUAAGGAAGAAAAUUUGGAACAUAAGGUUUUGCAAGGGUGAAUGUUGAAAAUUAUCCUUACAUAUGUUUUGAAAAAAAAAGCUUUAAUUUUAAAAAAUUAAUAAAAUAAAUUAAAAAGAGACCACCGGCA